CAAACAUCCUUCUGCAAAGACCAGAUGUAGUGAUGCCACUGUUUCGGAACCCUAAAAUUGCAGCGCCAGGCUUGCUUGGCAAUCCAAAUGCUUCAGUGACGGAGUUAGAAGCACUCGUAGGAGGACAUCAAGGAGAUGUUGAAAGUGGAGGAGGUAAACAGGCUAAAAAUGGUAAAAAAAGCGCUUCUACUAGUCAAGAAACGGAGGUACUAGAGGAUGAAGCGGAACAAGGUAGGAUCAUGAACGAUGACGAAAAGGACAAAGCCAGAGACCUCAAUGACUCAAGUCCGGC
This is a messenger RNA of Amoebophrya sp. A25, 292 nucleotides long. NCBI's taxonomy places the organism in Eukaryota, Dinophyceae, Syndiniales, Amoebophryaceae. The record is from the annotation of a GenBank genome assembly.